AAAAACAUUUUAAAUGAAUAUAAAAACACUUAGGAUGGAAAAUUUAGUCUCUUUUUAAUUCAUAAAUCAAUAAGCAAGGCACCAUGUCACAUGGUAUCUUGUUGAUCACUGCUGCUUUGGUUUGCACCCUGACUCCAACAGUGCUUGGUAGCUAUGAGGGCAGAUCACGGACCAUGCUGGGUGAAAUCCCCUUAGUAGGAGUCACUAAGACAAUACCCAUUGGAAAUUUCCUCCCCUCUAUUGCUUCACCAUGCUGUCCAUGUCCUGCUCCCAGCAGAAUUUACCCAGAGAGAUACAUAGUUAUUGACAGAAUGUCUCCACCCCCUCUUCCAAGUUUACCCAGAGCUCAUGAUGACCCUUUGAUGAUCUCACCAGCAUAUCACUCUCUGAUGAUGUCACCAGCACACCACCCUUUAAUGAUGUCACCCCCUCCCAAGCCUCCAACCAUACCAUCUGAUCCUGAGCCUACUCCAGAAACAAGUGGUGGAUCAAAUGGUGGUGGGGACCGCUGAAUGCCUGCUGACUGUCAUUACUAAGAGGAAUGCACAUUUACAAGUGAACAUACACAUAUUUUCUAGUCUGAUAUUUAAUUUUAUUUUGUGUAUAUAGUAUGAUAUGUAAGCCAAACCCAUUUUUGAAGGGUUUG
Molecule: messenger RNA, 646 nt
Organism: Saccostrea echinata
Lineage: Eukaryota; Metazoa; Mollusca; Bivalvia; Ostreida; Ostreidae
Exons: 3
Coding region: 84-512 (142 amino acids)
Source: RefSeq, a predicted model, not a curated record